ACUAAUAACACACUUAGUUUCCUAAAGUUAUCCCACAAGCAGCUUUCAUUAUAUUAUAGAUUUCACACGCACAAACAAGAAUUACACUAUGGCAUUCUUGGCAGAAAACCAAACCCUUUUGUCAAAGAUUGCAACAAGUGAGCAACAUGGAGAGAAUUCACCUUACUUUGAUGGGUGGAAAGCUUAUGAUCAAGACCCAUUUCAUCUUACAGAAAACCCUAAUGGUGUUAUUCAAAUGGGUUUAGCAGAAAACCAGCUUUCAUUGGAUUUAAUUGAAAACUGGGUUGCAAAGAACCCAAAAUCAUCUAUUUGUACCAAGGAUGGAGUCAGCCAGUUUAAAGAUAUUGCAAACUUUCAAGACUAUCAUGGCUUAUACGAAUUUCGAAAGGCAAUUGCAAACUUUAUGGGGAAAGUAAGAGGAAAUAAGGUUGCAUUUGACCCCGAUCGGAUUGUGAUGGGUGGUGGAGCCACCGGAGCAAGUGAAUCUUUAAUGUUUUGCUUGGCAGAUCCUGGUGAUGGAUUUCUUGUGCCGACUCCAUAUUAUCCUGCAUUUGAUAGAGACCUAAGAUGGAGAACUGGAGUGCAACUAGCUCCAAUAAUCUGCAAAAGUUCAAAUGAUUUCAAGAUUACUCAAAAAGCACUUGAAUCCACUUAUGAAAAUGCAAUUGCAUCCAACAUAAGAGUCAAAGGCUUGAUCAUUGCAAAUCCUUCAAAUCCUCUGGGCACAACUAUGGAUAAAGAAACACUACAAACCCUAAUGAGAUUCAUCAAUGAAAAAAACAUUCAUCUUGUCUGUGAUGAAAUUUAUGCAGCAACUAUCUUUAACACACCCGAAUUUGUCUCCAUUUCUGAGGUCUUACAAGAAAUGGAACAAGAUCCAACUAACCGGGUAAACCGCGAGCUUGUUCACAUUAUAUAUAGCUUGUCAAAGGAUAUGGGGCUCCCAGGGUUUCGUGUCGGCAUUCUGUAUUCAUACAACGAUCAUGUUGUGAGUUGUGCUAGAAAAAUGUCGAGUUUCGGAUUAAUUUCCUCACAAACUCAACUUUUUCUAGCUUCAAUCCUUUCGGAUGAAGAGUUUAUUGACGGUUUUCUAAGUGAAAGUUCGAAGAGGUUAGCCAAACGUCAUCUAACUUUCACUCAAGGGCUUGAAAAAGAGGGGAUUACUUGCUUAGCAAGUAAUGCCGGCCUCUUUGUCUGGAUGGAUUUACGUACGCUUUUAAAGAAGCCUACGUUUGAUGAAGAAAUGGAGCUAUGGAGAUUGAUUAUCACCGAUGUUAAACUCAAUGUGUCCCCUGGUUCCUCAUUCCACUGCGAUGAGCCCGGGUGGUUUAGAGUUUGCUUCGCCAACAUGGAUGAUCAAACGGUUGAGAUCGCAUUGAAAAGGAUACAUGUUUUUGUUAACAAGGGGAGAAAGCAUGACAGGACAACAAUGAACAAUAAAAAAAGGAAGUCAUUUCAAAAGAAUCUUCGACUUAGCUUUUCGUCACGCUUAUAUGAUGAAGCCGCUAUGAUGUCCCCUCGAACUAUUAUGUCUCCUCAUUCGCCAUUCGCACUAUCACCACUGGUUCAAGCAAGAACUUGAUCUAGAUAUGCUAACAGCUUAAAGACUCGUAUGAACGUGAAUAAACUGGAUGAUUAACUUCUGUGGAUCGUCGGUAUAUGGUAUUUUAUUGUGAUAUGUUGUUAUUAAUCUUAUGUUGUUGUGUGUUUGAAAACUAAGUAUGACAUGCUUGUUAAUCAAUAGUGUGUAACAAUCGAUGAAGUUUUUUUCAACAUACAUGUUGUAUGUUGAUAAUAUUUGGUGAUAUGAUCAUGUAACUGAUCUGUUUUUUUUAUA
This is a messenger RNA of Helianthus annuus (common sunflower), 1837 nucleotides long. RefSeq names its product 1-aminocyclopropane-1-carboxylate synthase. Lineage: Eukaryota; Viridiplantae; Streptophyta; Magnoliopsida; Asterales; Asteraceae. The record is from RefSeq and is a predicted model, not a curated record. Gene Ontology annotation, biological process: biosynthetic process; amino acid metabolic process. The transcript has 4 exons. Bases 89 to 1582 code for a protein of 497 amino acids. Gene Ontology annotation, molecular function: transaminase activity; pyridoxal phosphate binding.